UCUCUUCAAAUCAACAGUACCCGUGAAGAAGAUGAAGGCACAUACGAGUGUGUGGCUACCAACAGUCUGGGUACGCGCUACUCUUACAAAGCCAACCUGUAUGUUCGGGACACACCCCCUAUGGUGGACGGUUAUACCGCCCGACGCGGGGGCUGCCCUGGAAAUGACAUCUGGAUUAUUUACGCACGCUCCACCACGUUAGAACAGUGUGCUCGGGAGUGCACAAUACAUCCACGAUGUGUCGCCUUCCAGUUCUUUGAUAACCACGAAUGCUACCCAAAGUCCAAGUCUUGUGAGGAAACUGUGAAGACAAACCCAAAGAACGUUUUGUAUGACAGGAUUGUUGAAGUCGACGCUGACCUGUCAUUUGAGGCCCAGCCCGCAGCUGCCUUACACGCAGAACCGAUAUCUCCGCCGGGUAGGGUCGAUGCCAGAAUUCAUAGUCUACAGACGGAUAAACUGACAGAGUCUGAGGCUGAUCCUGAAGCUUCAGGAUUGGUCAGGAAGAUAUUCGGGUUACCCAUAUUCAGGAAAAGACGACUUGUUCCCGACCCACCGGAUGACUCUCCGCCAGACAGCAUCCUUUUUGUUGUUGAAAAAUCACAUCGAUUUCCGCAGUACGAGCUUACAAAGGGGCAGCAGCAACAGGACCUGAUGUCAAUCACGGAGAGAGAAGAUUGAAUUGUCUUCGACAGACCAGUCUACCAAUCAUCAAGUAUGGAGUCAAUCCUGUGCAUAGUGCCAAUUUACCAGAUCUCUUACGAUAAUGGCGUCAUUAGCUUCUUGACCUUAUUUGACAAACGGAAGAGUUUUUGAAUAGUAAUGAAUUAGUAUGAUUUAAAGAUUUACUGCUUGUCUUACAUGUAUAUCAUCAAUGAAAAUUAUAUACACGGCUCGAAUAGAGAUGCACUGAUCAUCUAGCAUAUUGUAAUCCACAUGACCACAUUUUAAACCAUAAUUUAUGUGCAUUAUUUAUCCUUUCUACUUAUUGUUCCUAAAACAACUACCAUAUGUCAGCACACAAUUGAUAACAAAUAACGAAGGUUUGAUAAAAAAGUAAUCUUAUAACUUAUAAAAAACUACUCAGUCAUCACUUCUACGGUUUUUCUUUCAGUAU
Messenger RNA from Branchiostoma belcheri (Belcher's lancelet), 1117 nucleotides. RefSeq lists its product as uncharacterized. The record is from RefSeq and is a predicted model, not a curated record. Lineage: Eukaryota; Metazoa; Chordata; Leptocardii; Amphioxiformes; Branchiostomatidae. The transcript is spliced from 4 exons. Bases 121 to 681 code for a protein of 186 amino acids.